AUUCAAGCGUAAACGCAGGCUAAUAUUUAGCAUUAUAAACUAAAAAAAAACAGUUCAUUUCCAAAGCCACAAAUGCUGAGACAAAAUGCUAUUCAAUGUCAGUAAGUCAGGUUGGCACUACUGCUAGAGACUUGUUGGUAGUGGGACGCGAAACAACCAAACUCGAAAAAUAACCCAAGCGGUCUUAAUUGGCUUUACCAAAAAGUUACGGAAUAUUAUGAUUUAACCGGCCUGAGUUCGAGUGACUUAAUUUUAGUUUUCAUAAAAUCUUGUGUAUAAAAAAAUGAACAUCAGAACAUUUUGGCUGAUGGUAUCCAUGGUUUACUGUAUCUCAAAGUGUGUGACAGGGUGCUGCGAUAAUGAAAUUAACACAGUUGCAAACGAAGGGGUGGAAGCACGACUGGAAAAAUCUAAUAGAAUUGGUGUUUCAACGCAAUCAUGGCAGGGGUCACUGACUAUGUACCCCACGGUAGCGACAUGGACCGUUCAAACCAGUAUUCCUAUGUCACCGAAAGAAAGAGCUACAGAAUUAGACCUAGACGAAGACAAUUACGAAGGUCGAGGCAAAAAAGGGGGAAUGAAAAAGAAAAUGAAAAAAUACAUGAUGCCACUUUUGAUAGCUUAUAAACUCAAAUUUUUCACUCUAAUUCCUGUAAUGAUUGGUGGCCUAAUAUUGCUGACUGGUGCUACUGGAUUAGCUGGAUUCUUCUUUGCCCUAUUUGCUGCAGUGAUGGGAUUGAAAUCUGGACAGCAUCAUUGAGCCAUAGAUCAAAAAUACCUAAAAUUUGCUUAUUUUAUGACAAUUUCUGAGUCGUGGACAAACAAAACAAUAUUCAUAAAUGUGACUGAUAGAAACAAUAUUCUUAACUCCCUCAGAUAAUUCUUAUCCUAAUUUUCAGUGCAGAUUUUUUUUUUUAUUUGUUAUUUGUUAUACUAAUUCCAACAGUAAUUAAAAAAAUAUAUGUUAUUUUGCCUAAGUAAGCCUGUGAGUGCCCCCAAAGGCAAAUUCAAGAUUGACUAUAACGGAAAAUAAUUUCCAAUGUUUCAAAUUCAGAACACUUUAUAAUAAGAUUCGUAACGAUAGAUUGUAAAACUUCACAUUGUAGCAGGUGUGUGAUAUAGCGUCAACAACAGCGUUAUAAUCUAAUUAGGAGUCAAAUACCUUUGGGAAAAUUGAAAAAAAUUCUUAUUAAAAAGAGACAGAUCAAUUUAUGUUGAUAUGUAUUUGCAUAUUUUUAUAGUAGGCACAAGACGAAAUUAUUUAUACCAGAUGUGGUUCAAAGAAAUUUUCUGCACUGUCUCCUUCUUUAAUAGUAUGAAACUGUUAUGAGUAAAGAAUUGUUCACAAACAGCAAAUUUUAUUUUAUUUAUUCUAACAUGUUGGUUUCUCUCUGCAUAAAAUUAUUUAUUUUAGAAUAAAAUUUAGAUAUACCCAAUUAUUUAUUUGUACAUAAUUUAAUAGAUAUAUAUUUUUUAAUUUAGGUACUAUUUUGUUUUUCAGCUUAUUUUAAUGUGCAGCUAAUAAUAUUUUCUCACAAUAAUUAAUUGGUCCGAUGAAAGUGUUUGUUUCGAACAUACUUUUUUUAUACCUACCACUCAAGUACUUAUUAGGUUUCAAUAAUUUAAAAUGUAAAUUUCUUUGUCUGUACCACGUAAAAUAUCUUAAGCUUUUUGUGCGUGUUUUUAUUUUAUUUUAUAUUAAUACAAUUUCGAGUAACCAAAGUAGCUUUACUUAUGCUCCGGCACUAUAAGCUCAAAGUCAGGUACUCAAAACUAAAUCACUCUAGACAAAACUUGCAUAAGCCUAAAGUAAUGGCUGAGCUAGCAUAGAACAAUGUAUUGUAUAAAAUAUGGAUCCUUGAGCUGCAUUGCAUAAAAACGGCAAAAGAUAAAAUAAAAGACGAACACGAGAAAAACUUUAACGAAUCUGAAAUAUAUUAAUAAAAUUGAUUUUACCAACCUACGUGCGUCUGUCUAUACUGAAAUUUGCUGCUGUUUCCCAUCAAAUAAAUUCCGGCCGACAAAAAAAUAAAUUACCAACAAUAUUUUCCAUCGGAAGAAAAUCAUUGUUGAACGAAAAUAUACGCAUAAGCUAUUGAAUAUUUACGGUUGACAUUUCUUCUAUGAUUAGCUUGGAUCGGGCAUUAGUUCCGGUCCAAUUACUAUAACUGGUUAAUCAAAGUAAUGUAGGUAAUAAGUAGUUUGGGUUAAGGCUGGAUUCUUGUAACCAAUUUUUUUCUACCACACCUAAACUUCUAAAUUUGGAAUUCAGGAAUUUUGAAUGUUAUCGAUAUUUAUAUAAAAUAAUUAAAUAAAUUUUGAAUGUAAUGGAUUUCCA
Molecule: messenger RNA, 2338 nt
Organism: Ceutorhynchus assimilis (cabbage seed weevil)
Lineage: Eukaryota; Metazoa; Arthropoda; Insecta; Coleoptera; Curculionidae
Source: the annotation of a GenBank genome assembly